UUUCGAGAGCCAAUAGCGAUCUUUGCAACCGACGACGAUGGCGACGCCGCUCGCAGCCUUGUGCUACCGACUGGACAUCGUCGAGAAGAAGACCGUGGAAGGACAUGCCACCUUCCGCGCGACCCAGGCUUUGGUUCGCGACCUCGGUGAGGCCGAGGAGAAGCAUGCCAAGAUGCACCAAAAGUUGCUGGACGCCGUCAAAAGCCUGCCCCACAUGACGGAAAACGUCACGCAGCUCUACCAGGUCUGGCACACGGAGCUAGUAACGUACGUGCGCAACAUUAUGACCGCCAAGCAGCUCGCCGCAUCCGAACUGUUGGGCUCGAUCGUUCCGUCGCUUCAGCUUCACCUCGGUGAAUGCCAGGCCCAAACACGCCAGGUUCUUGUCGACAUUCGAACAUCGCACGAUCUCUACGUCAGCAAAAAGGGACACCUCGUGACUGUCAAGCAUCGGUAUACGAAAGCGGCCAAGGCCGCAGAGGCGCUACUCGAUCAACGCGAAGCAAGCAACACCAAAUUGGAGAGUGAUAUUGCAGGCAGAGCCUCACUUUCCGAUGCAGCUACGCCGUCUUUGGCCUCGCUACAGCAGCGCAAGCACGACGUCCUGAAUGCAAUUGAGGCUCGGCUUUCGAAGAGUCUCUCGGACGUCAGAGAGGCCCAAACGGUCUAUGCGACGGCCCACGCGGACGUUCUUUGCAAUCGAGAUGCCCACCGCCUCCUCAUCCUCACGAAGCUUGCUGAGUUGCAUCAUAUUGAGGAGCACCGAGUCGAGUGUCUCCAAGGAAAAGUUCUCGGCCCAUUUGCCAAGGUCUACGUCAAGCUGGCGCGCUCUCUGUCGCUAGCCGCAGACACAUUUUUUGUCGACGUGCGUCAAGGACUGGAGUCAUCCAUGAGCAUGCCAACGUUUGAAAACACACCUGGCGACGGGUCGUCUGACGCAUCUGUCGCCUCCCUCACCAGCGUGGCGACGCAAAUGAGAAAUGACGGGGACGUUACUGCCAAGUUAGCCGAGAUUUUUCAGCUGCUCCAAACCUUACACGAAGCCCACGCGAAGCGACUGCAGCAGCUUCUUUCUGCGAAUUGGACCCUCGGACCUCUCGAAGGUCCAUCUGUCCACAAGGCAUGGGACCAAGCGCUUGCAAGCCUCGAGAUCGCCGCGCAUGCCCACUCUGACUACGGCAAUGCCCUCCGGUGCAACAUUGCUCCGUUAUGGGCAGCGAUGUGCGCGGCCCAAGCUUCCACGAAGCGGCAGAUUGUCAACAUGGUCAACGACACCCAGAUGAAGCGGAUCGGAGUGCGCAACAACCAGCGCGACGCGUGCAGCCGGUACGAAAUGAUGAUCCGAGAAGUGGACGCUCGGCUGCGCCAAAUAAAGAGUGCGGAGAGAGAGGCGUCGACGGAGGCACAGCUGCCCCAACGGGACCGCUUUGUCGUCCUCACUUGGCGGGACCCCGCCAGUGUCCGCCUCGAGAAGCUUCAGAAAAGCCUCCAAGAGUUUCAAGAAACCGAGGUCGCGACUGCCACAAAGCAGCAGGCAUUUGCAAAAGAAGCGUCAGAAAUGUUUGCCAAGAUCUACGACGUUCUCGUCUCGACAGUGCACGGCGACUUCCAGAAUGCCAAAACAGUCGAGUGGGGUGCGCUCAUCAGCAUCUUGACGGUUUGGGAAGAUGUGCUCGGGGCCUUCACUCGGACGCUCGAUCGAUCGCUCGAAGAUGUCGUCGUGCAAGUCCGCGCAGUGAGCUAUGACGCUGAUGUGCUGGCAUUCGUGGCUGAACACGCUGUGCUACCGCCACCGGGCGUUGUCCAUGGCACGCCAAUGGAGCUCUACUACAGCCCUCGACUCACAGCUGUCAUUGAUCCUCCGUCGGUUCCGCUGAUCGCUGCCACGACGAGUGUGAUAAACUCGUGGCCCUUGAAACGCGAUCCACAGCAAGUCGAAGCUGCCAUUUUCUUCGUAUUGUGCAUGGGCACGAUAGUGCUUUACUGGAGUAUGGGCCUUGUGGAGACUCAAGUGCGCCUCGCCCAUGCGCUCGUGCUCGAGCUGGCCGAACCUGUCGCGACCUUGUGUCAGUAUUUGGAGACAGGCACCAAUUAAUGCGAGUGAGAGAAUGCAUCAAGCAGUACAACUUUGUAUUGCCACAGCGGC
Messenger RNA from Saprolegnia diclina VS20, 2146 nucleotides. RefSeq lists its product as hypothetical. Lineage: Eukaryota; Oomycota; Saprolegniomycetes; Saprolegniales; Saprolegniaceae. The coding region runs from base 38 to 2095 and encodes 685 amino acids. The transcript has 13 exons. The record is from RefSeq and is a predicted model, not a curated record.